AUCUUCAAACAUCCAAAUGUUGACCUUUUUGUUUAAUCUUCACAUUCAAUGAAUGGAUGAAAGGCACACGGAAGUCUAAUUGAUCUAUUUACCUGUAUGGCUUUUCUACACUAGUCUCAAAAUCUGCCCAUUCGAGAGUAAGUUCCCUCGAGAACACCUCUACAAAAAUAUUUGCGCAAACUUUCGAGGACGGCUUUUCUUUCAAACAAGCUCGGUAACAAUGCCAAGGACUAGACUACAAGAAGCAGGUAAGAGUAUUCCAUAAUAAUUAUGCAAUUACAUCUAACUAUUUAUUAUUAGCGGCAGCGAAGCGCGGGGAUGCUGAAUCGACAAACCUCGUUAAUGACAUUAUCCAUAGUAAGCGCGAUCAAAGAAGGGUGAAGGUCGCACUUAAGCAGGCUCCACCCUUCAGCCGCCAUCGACAGCCCGUGUCAGUCGAACAAGAAUCAGAUGCAGAUUUUGAGGAAGAAGAGAGUGUUGAAGAGGAAGAGGAAGGGGAUAUUGAAGAAGCAUUGAAUGCACAGCUACUUGCGAAUCAAUCCGGAUUAGAGCCCGAAGACAUGACGGACGAACUCGAAAAUCACCAGCGAAAAUCCCUCUCCGCGAGAAAAACUACGGAGAAGCAUCCUCAGAAACAACUUCGCCGACCAACUAGGAAAGGAAAAGGAACAGCUGAAGAUGUCCCAGAACCUCCACAUGUUUCGCCACGGAAGCGCAAACGAGAUGACGAUAUUCUUGAUUAUGGUGUUGCUGAAGACCAGGGUGGUGCUCAAGGCAAUCAUAAACUCACGCCCUCCAAGCGAGCAAGUAAAAGGCCAAUGACGAAGGGCAUCCCCAAACAGAAAGCAUAUACCAUAGUCCCUAAAAGAGGUAGGGGUCGCCCCCGCAAGAAUUUGGUCUAUAGGGAACCGACUCCUCAAAAUGAGCCUAUGGCUCCGGCGAACAACGAAUCGGAUGAGGAGGCUGAAGAUUCAGAUGCAACAUUUCCCGAACCGGCAAAUGUUAGCAAAAGCGUUCGUAAAAACGCUCGGCGAGCUGAAGAAGUCGACGAGGGAGAGGGGGAGGGAGAUGAAGAGGAAGGUGGUGCCUUGAAUGGUCCUACAAGUGCUCAGCAAAGGGGAAAAGAUGACAAUGAGGACGAAGAAGAAGACGGUGAUGAGGACGGCAUAACAGGCGUGAUCAUGAGUCAAAGUCCUGUCAAAAGUCCAGCAAAAGCAAAACCUCCGGCUUCUAGGAAACAACACUUAAGGAACGCAGAGAAUGCGAGGAAAAUUAGCAGUAACCAUGCGAAUGGUAUCCGUAACAACAGGAUUCAGUCUUCACCCCGCUCAAGACGCAGAGAGGAGAUACCCGCAGAAGUCGGAGAGGACUUGAGACAAGCAGCUGAAGAUAUUGCCGAGGAAGCUGGAGAGGAAGCCAAUGAUGGUACGGAUUUUGGGGAAGAAUCUUAUCGACAGCUUAGCCGAAAGCUUACCCUUUGGAAAGGGAUUAUUGGCCUCGAUUUUUUCCGAAAUGUUGAAAGGAUAUCGAAACGCAUUGGUUGCAAAGAAGCUAAUGGCCUAUGGGAAACAGUAACACCUGGGGAUCGCGGCGUUAAAACGAAAUCGGGUGAGAGGAUCCAAAGAUCUUUAGAGGAGCUUCGAGAACAUUAUCGAGAUCUUAAAUAUGCGAUAGAUGAGAAGAAUGAUGUUGAUCAAAUUCAAGCGAAUUUGGACAUUGAUCAGAAUAUUGAUGCCUUGAAGAACAGGAUAAACAAUUUGUUACAGCCUUUGCAUGGAGGUGUUGUUGAACAUUAUGAGAAUCGACGACGUGAAUUUUUGAUGGAUCUUUACUUUGUUCUCAUUCGCAAAUUCCUCAAAGUCUUAAAUACCGCCAUUCUUACGUAUGGGAGCUACGAACCGUUAUCAAAGAAAGAUUUAUCAGUGGUGAUUGAGAUCACUAAAAUAAUCCUUGAGCUUUUUGAUAAUCUUGACAGACAGAACAAGGAAUUCCAGCCCGUGGAUCGCGGUCAGACGAAGCAACCAUUGAGAGAACUUCGCCCUCUUUUGCGAGAUGAAUUAUUGAAAAAUUGUCGGCAGAGGCUCGUCGAAAGAGAAGAGGCGGAAAUGCGAGAGAAGCUCCUUGCAAGUACCCAAGAAAAAAUACGUGCUGAACAAGAAGAAGAUGAGACGCGAAAGGUUGAAAAUGAAGAGAAAGAUCGAGAGAUUAGAGCAUAUAAUAAAGGUGUUGAAAGGCGCAUGAUGAAUGAUCCAGAGAUAUAUCGUUUGAUUAAACUUGAGAUGAAAAGGAAUGAGUACAGAAAACUUCCACAAGCUGAAAGGAUCAGACGUGAGCUAGAAGCGGAACGUGCCAAAAGGCCGACGAGACCUAUGCAACAAAUUACACAAGGAGAACGAGAGGAAUCUAUUGCCAUUUCACAUAGAAGUCAAAGAAUCGAUGACUGGGAUGAUCAACGGAAUGAUCCAUUCUUAGAAGAUUACGCCCCUCCCCACGACGCCAAUAGGUAGGCGACUAUUCAAUUCUAUUCCAUUUCUUUUCUCUAAAAAAAAAUUACAGCAACAGCAUUUUUUCGCAAUUCCAAAGAAGAGAUUCCACAUCUCCAUCUCCCUUACCGGAACCAGAACCAGAACCAGAACCGGAACCAGAACCAGAACCAGAGCCAGAGCCAGAGCCAGAGCCAGAGCCAGAACCGCCAGAAGCACCACCUAGCUUUGAUGAUGUCCCUGAUGAGGAGAAAGAAAGAUUCUAUGCUUACUUUAGAGCAAAGUACGAAUAUGAAAAGCAUGGUUUGGAAGAUAAAGACUUCUGGAAUCGUUUACGAGCAGAUUUAGAUGGUGGCAGAUAUACAUUAGAUGAGAUUUGGGAAUUUGCGAAAGAGCUCCAGGCGAGUCUAGAUGAUGCACAUGAAAAUAGGGAAUUGGAUGGGGAUGAAUAUUUAUGGACAUAUCAUGUUUGGGAUUGGGAAAGGGAGUAGUGGAUAAAUGUUUUUGGAGUGACGAAGCUUGUACUCCGUAAUGUUGUGAUGGGAUACUCGAAUUCGUCACGGGAUUGCAUAUGAAGGGAUGGGAUGCGAUGGAUGGCGUAUAUGGCGCAGGCGCAAAUUGCCAGUUGGUUUUUGUUUUCAUACGAUGAUACCCAAUACUGUAUAGGUAUUUGAUGUUAUAUUAAUAUAGGUUACCUUUGUUAAAUUUGAUAUAAUAUCAUGCAUGUACCUAGGUAUCUGGUUAGAUAUGCUCUAGUUUUCUGCGGUAAGAUUAUUACAACCGUAGGACUGGUGGACUUAGUUUAGCCAGACAACGAAUUUCUCGU
Sclerotinia trifoliorum is the source of this 3309-nucleotide messenger RNA. Lineage: Eukaryota; Fungi; Ascomycota; Leotiomycetes; Helotiales; Sclerotiniaceae. The record is from the annotation of a GenBank genome assembly.